This is a messenger RNA of Medicago truncatula (barrel medic), 798 nucleotides long. RefSeq names its product putative F-box protein PP2-B12. The coding region runs from base 1 to 798 and encodes 265 amino acids. Gene Ontology annotation, molecular function: protein binding. NCBI's taxonomy places the organism in Eukaryota, Viridiplantae, Streptophyta, Magnoliopsida, Fabales, Fabaceae. The transcript has 2 exons. The record is from RefSeq and is a predicted model, not a curated record.
AUGGCAAUGUUUGAGGAACUGCCGGAAGAGUGCAUUGCCAUUAUACUGUCUCGUACGACUCCGGUUGACGCGGGAAGACUCUCCCUCGUUUGUAAGACAUUCCAUUCUGCCGCCAAUUUUGACGAUGUAUGGAACCGUUUUCUCCUCUUUUCCGUCCCCCAAUUCAUGGCAUCUAUUAUUUCACACAAUCUUUUGCUUACCAAAAAGGCCAUCUAUCUUGCCCUAUCUGAUCGCGGUAGCCCUAUCAUCAUCAACCAUGGUAAAAUUGGCUUUUAUUUAGAUAGAAAGAGUGGAAAAAAGUGUUGCAUCCUUGCUGCUAAAUCUCUCAGCAUUGAUAGAUACCGACGCUUCAUUGUUACUACUAUACAUGAUUCCAGGUUCCCUGAAGUUGCUGAGCUUCGUGAUGUGUUUUCGCUUGAAAUUCGUGGAAGGAUAGACACUCUUGCCUUGUCUCGAAAUACUCAGUAUGUAGCUUAUCUUGUGUUCAAGUUGAUUGAUGCUCAAGGAUUGGAGAACCAUCCUGUGGAGUUAUCAGUUGGUGUCAAAGGUGGCCUUAAUAUUACUAACGUUGGCUGUUUGGAUCCAUAUGUGAGAGGUAUGCGAUUCAACAACAUAAAAGGAUUGCGACGUGCUAGUGUAAGAAACGAUGGGUGGUUGGAGAUUCAUAUGGGAGAGUUCUUCACUUCAGACCUUAAAGAUGAAGAAAUCCAGAUGAGUGUUAUCGAGAAGCAUGGUGCGUAUUUGAAGAGAGGCUUCUUUGUUGAAGGAAUAGAAGUUAGGACAAAGAAGACAAUUUAG